AUAAGAUUUAGGCAUCGUCCGACUAUCUUCGUGACGUCACAUACGUAAUGUUUGUGAGAUAUAUCACGUAAAGCCUUGGUCAGCCUGUUUUUCCUAAUAGGUACCGGAUCAACAAUCAUCAACGUGUAGUGUUGUGUGUUUGACGUGCUUAGUACCGUUUCUUAAAUUGGCUUAACAAUGGAGGUGAUUACAGUUCACCCACUCAUCGAAUUGAAUAAUGAAAUUGUUGAAGGCACAAGAAAAUUCUAUGGCAUGGGGGACGUGAAGACAAUUAACGAGAGCCUUGACGCGAUUCAAGAUUGGACCAAAAAGCAGCCACACCUAGCAUCGGCAACUGAAUUUAUGACUCGUCGAUAUUUAGAAACUAUACUUAUAUUAGCAAGAGGUUCAGUCGAGGGAGCUAAAAACAAAAUCGACAAAAUAUGCACUACCCGAGGUUUAAUGCCAGAACUGUGUAUGAACUUUUCAGUUCAAGAGUACAGCAAAUUAUUUGAAUGCGUGAGAUACAUACCAUUGCCCAAAGUAUGCCCCACCGACAAAACAAGGAUUAUGAUGACACAAUUCAUACCAGAAAAAAUGGAUGCUUUCUCAAUAUUAUCUUAUUUUAGAUACAAUUUGAUGGUGGGAGAAUAUAGGGCACAUCACGAUUACACUAUAGCAGAAAGAUUUGUUAUUGAUUUAAAUAACGUUAGCCAAAUGACAAUCAUUACUAAAGUCAAUCCAAUCGUAGUAAAAAAGGCUGAAAUCAUAGCUACUGAAGCAUAUGGUACAAAAAUAAAGGGAAUACACCUUUUGAAUGCGCCACCGUUUGUAGAUAAACUAAUAUUCUUACUCAAACAAGCAUUGAAAGAAAAAGUAGCAAGCCGUAUUCAUGUGCAUUACACAUUAGAAGAUUUCCAUAAGCUUAUUCCCAAAGAAGUGUUGCCAAAAGACUAUGGUGGUGAUGAACCUACACUAGAGAAAUUAUCAGAAUUAUGGCAAGAAACACUGCGGACAGAAGAAGCAACCAAAAUUAUUUCAAACAUAAAUAAUAUAAUUGCAGAUGAAUCAAAAAGACCAACAAAUCAAUUUAAUCAAGAAUACAUGGGAAUGCCGGGAUCUUUUAGAAAAUUAAAUGUUGAUUGAAAUUUUUAGAUGAUGUAGUCUGAUGCAUUUAACUUUAGGUCCCCUUCCCUCUGGACCACGAUAGCGUUUAAGCGUGUGUUGCGUAUUGAUUUUGUGAAUAUUAAGUGAAAAAUAAUAAUUGUAAUAAAUAAAAUUUAAUAAAUUAUUGAGAAUAAUUCAAGUAGUGUACCAGGAUUGCAUGAGCUGCGGUGAGGCGAUGCCGACUCAGUGCGAAGGAACGAAUAUCAGAGAGACGGUAUACGUUAUCGUCACUGCGUCUAUCCAUACGAAUGCUGUGUACAUAAGGUGCUGCCGUGAGUCAUAAGCAAGAGCGAUUAGCGGCAAAUUGAAAGGAGCUGGCUCAGUUUUUUUAAUAAUUUCAUCAUAUAUAUAUACAUACGACGAUAGUAGUACGAGUCUAGAGAAUAUUACUAAAAAUCAUAUGAAGAGAAAGCUUGGUUAUGCUGAAAUGCAGAAAUUUAUUGCUGAAAUGCGUACUAUGUUUGUAAACUUUGUUUCAGGCCAAAACUCAAAAUUGCAAACUCUUCAAGAAACUGUAAUGCAAAUACAGGAACAAAACAAUAAUACUCAUACUUUUAUCGACAUGAUCUCUGAAAAAUAUGUUGAACUUUACAGGGAAAUUGAAAAACUAAGAGAAGAGUGUAAGGAAACCUGGUCUUACAUAGAUAAUUUAGAAAAUGAAAUUGAAAAUCUUAAGAGAAACGUGUCUGCUAGCAAAAUAUAAAUACGGAAUGUCCCAGUUUACCAAAGGAGAAUAAUAAAGUGCUUCUUAACCUGGUAAAACUUGGUAUUUGCACACAAAUUGUAUUGCCUGGUAUUGACACCAUCUUUACAGCUGCAAAACCUCGCGACUAAAAAUUUAAGGAAAACCGAAACAGUUUCUUUUGGCUGAGUGUCUUACUGCAAGAACGAGAAGACUAUUCUAUUUGUUGUUACUGUUAGACUAAAUGUAAAAUAUACUAGUUAUGGUAAAAUAUACUAACGUAAAAAAGAAGGCACACCUCAAUACGGAUUAAUGCAGAAGCAGAUCUGACAAAGUUAAAGAUGCUGAAAGCAUCUGUGUAAACCAUGAAUUUACUUGUUUUUCUCCAUUGUUUGUUUUAAUACACUAUGUCACACUUUACACAUUAUCUAUUCAACCAGAUAUACGUCAAAGCCUGCCGACCAUCCUGCGCUUACACUUACUGAGACACAUCAAAACGGUUUACGGGAGUUGAAGGACUUGCAGUUGCAAAUAGUCGACUCAUCUUACUUCGUUGUGAUUGUGCACUCCCACUUGUCACUUAAUUGAUUUUUAUCUAACACGCUUUGGACAUUGGAACACGGUUAUCGGUUUUAUCAAUCAAUAUGGAUGAACUGGAAUCAUGUUUUCUCCGAAGCGUGGACAAGUUUGUGUGAUUUGUGGUCGCUCCGUUUAACAUAAAAGACAAUUUGCUAUAACGGACAGAAUAUUUGAAAACACCCCUACACAUGCGGGGAUUUUUGCGUUUACUUUAGCGCGGCAGAAUAAGGGUGCACCCUUGCACCUUGUAAAGUACUCCCAUAAUACCUGAGCCCCUUAAGUAGGGUAACUCAAUUAAUUCCCUUGUUUUAUUAAUGUUCGUUCGUUAUAGUACUUGUACCUAUUUAACUGAAAAUAACUAAAGGCCCCCGGGAUGGAAUUUGAUGCGCUUUGGCACAGAUGAUCAUGACUAUAAUACCUUUCAAACAAAUGUAGUUUAAGCCGUGGCGGACGUGAGUACAUCGUCCAUACAUUUUUGCCCAAUGUCCUUUCGAUGCACUUGGCACUUUGAUUGAUAGGCUGAGCUUUAAAUGUUAUGUACUUGUGUUAACAGAGUGCUAGUUAUCUUGUAAUCCCAUUUUACCAAAAAUGGAAAGUUAUGUUAAGUUAUAUUGUUAUUACUAGAUUCCUUGAAAGAUGGUUAAAUCAGUUACCUUAGAUUCCAUUACAUAGUUAGUUACAUACAGGUCGACCUUAUAAAAGCGUGUUCAAAAAACAGAAUAUAUGUAGGCGAUUAUAACGAGCCCAAACUCGAUAUGUUUACUAGUAGGCAGUGCAGGAUACAUCAGCCAUCUUCCAGUUGUUCCUCAAGUCCUCGUCAUCAGGAAAAAUGAAUAGAAUAUGUUAAGACGAAUCUAAUAGGCCCAAACUAGAUAUGUUUACUAGCAGCCAGUCCAAAGUUUCAUCAGCCACCUUCCAGUCCCAUCAUCAGACCAGCUUAAUGGUACCAUAAUAUUGUAUAAUCAUCUAAUCUACAUAUAAUUGCAAAGUUUUAUUAUGUUAAGACGAAUCUAAUGAGCCCAAGCUCGAUAUGUUUACUAAUAGGCAGUUUAAGGUUCCAUCAGCCACCAUCCAGUCCCGUCAUCAGAUCAGCUCGAUGGUACUAUAGUAUUGUAUUGUCAUUUGUCUACAUAUAAUGGCCAAGUUUCAUGAUGAUACAAGAAUCAGAAGUGCGUGUAAUUCAGAUUCUAAGAUUUCAUUACAUAGUUACAUACAAGUGGACCUAAUAAAAGCGUGUUAAAAAUAUGGACGAAGCAAAAAAGGCGAGAGGUAUUUUCUUAGAUCUAGCCAAAGCCUUUGAUACGGUCCCUAUACCAAGGCAUUUGUCCAAGCUUGAGUCCCUUGGAGUACGAUGUACGGAAUUAAAACUUUUUUCCGACUAUUUAUCAGGGCGAAAUAGUUUAAUAUGCUGAUGAUACUGCCCUUUUAUUCUCAGCAGAUAGUUGGGCGGAGGUUUACGACAGGUCUCAAAUAGGUUCAAUACUGUUUUCAUGUGGCUAAGGAAUAAUUAUUUGACACUAAAUUUUGAUAAAACAAAAUUUAUGAACGCUCGUGAAUUAUCAAAAGUAACUGACCCUUUUUGUAGAUUUUAUAGCUGUUAUAGCCAAGCUCAACAAGCGUGUGUCUUUCCCUUAAUAAAUAAAAUGGACACGAUAAAGGAUCUGGGCAUAACGCUUGAUGCCAAUAUGAACUUUAAGGCCCAUAUAGAAUUGUUAAAUACUAGAUUAAGGGAACUUAUAUAUUAAAAAAGUCCACAAAUUGCGGA
Messenger RNA from Chilo suppressalis (striped riceborer), 4172 nucleotides. The record is from the annotation of a GenBank genome assembly. NCBI's taxonomy places the organism in Eukaryota, Metazoa, Arthropoda, Insecta, Lepidoptera, Crambidae.